AUGAUCGCAACUGGUGUCUGUGGUGUGGCGCUGGUGCUGGUGCUGGUGGUUCUGAUCCCGGUCGUGGUGAACACCGCCGGGACCCCUGCUCGCUACGAGAUGCUCGGCUCCUGUCAAAUGGUGUGCGACUCCCACGGGACCCCGGCCACGGCCACGGCCAAGGCAACCAACCCGAUCAAAGACAACCGGCUGGUUCAGUCUCUCCCGACGUUCAUCCAGGGUCCUCAGGGAGAGCCGGGGCGCGUCGGGAGGAUGGGUCCCAGGGGUCCGGUGGGCGAGCCGGGGCCACCUGGUCCUGCUGGUCCUCCCGGUGACAGGGGGGCACCGGGUCCGGCCGGAGAACCUGGAGCACAUGGGCCCAACGGAGCCAUCAGCGCUGCCACCUACAACACCAUCCCAAAGAUUGCGUUUUAUGCAGGACUGAAGAAGCAGCACGAGGGGUAUGAAGUGCUGAAAUUCGACGACGUAGUCACUAAUCUGGGCAACCACUAUGACCCCUCUUCAGGGAAAUUCACCUGCUCCAUCCCGGGGAUUUACUUCUUUGUUUACCAUGUGCUGAUGCGAGGCGGAGAUGGGACCAGCAUGUGGGCUGACCUCUGCAAGAACAACCAGGUGAGAGCCAGUGCCAUCGCCCAGGACGCCGAUCAGAACUACGACUACGCCAGCAACAGUGCCGUCCUGCACCUGGAGCCCGGGGACGAGAUUUACAUCAAGCUGGACGGGGGCAAGGCGCACGGGGGCAACAACAACAAGUACAGCACCUUCUCCGGCUUCAUGCUGUACGCUGACUGA
Messenger RNA from Anoplopoma fimbria (sablefish), 792 nucleotides. RefSeq names its product complement component 1, q subcomponent-like 3b (gene c1ql3b). Gene Ontology annotation, molecular function: protein binding. The record is from RefSeq and is a predicted model, not a curated record. Bases 1 to 792 code for a protein of 263 amino acids. The transcript has 2 exons. NCBI's taxonomy places the organism in Eukaryota, Metazoa, Chordata, Actinopteri, Perciformes, Anoplopomatidae.